Messenger RNA from Antrostomus carolinensis (chuck-will's-widow), 699 nucleotides. RefSeq names its product ADP-dependent glucokinase-like. NCBI's taxonomy places the organism in Eukaryota, Metazoa, Chordata, Aves, Caprimulgiformes, Caprimulgidae. Gene Ontology annotation, molecular function: ADP-specific glucokinase activity. The record is from RefSeq and is a predicted model, not a curated record. The transcript is spliced from 5 exons. Gene Ontology annotation, cellular component: endoplasmic reticulum. Gene Ontology annotation, biological process: glucose metabolic process. The annotation marks the transcript as partial.
ACCUGCGUAGACGUGGUUCUGUCUGGUGUGAAAUUGUUAGAGGCACUUGGUCUUGAACCUGGAGAUGGAAAAAAUCACGUGGUCUUGAACUCCAGACAGGACCUGAAAGAAGCAUUCGCUUACUUCAUGGAAAAAGGGGCAGCUGCCGAGCGCUUCUUCAGCGAUGCCGAGUCUUUCCAUCACAUUGCGCGGACAGCCUCUGAGCACCCUGGUGCACAGCUUUAUGUAGGAGGAAAUGCUGCUCUCAUCGGUCAGAAGCUUGCGACAAAUCCAGAACUGAAGGUUCUCCUUUGUGGCCCAGUUGGUCCUAAACUCCAUGACCUACUUGAUGACAAUGUGGUUGUGCCACCUGAAUCCAUGCAGGAAAGAGAUGAAUUCCAUCUUAUCUUGGAGUAUCAAGCAGGUGAAGAGUGGGGACAAGUGAGAGCACCCAAUGCCAACCGCUUUAUCUUCUCCCAUGACCUAUCAAACGGAGCCUUAAAUAUGCUGGAAGUGUUUGUGUCCAGCUUGGAUGAAUUUCAGCCAGAUCUGGUGGUACUUUCAGGACUUCACAUGAUGGAAGGCCAGAGCAAGGAGAUGCGGCAGAGACGACUUAUGGAGGCUGUGGCCUCCAUCUCUGAUAUCCCUACUGAUAUUCCCAUACACCUGGAGUUGGCCAGUAUGACUGAUCAAGAUUUUAUGAGCAACAUUAUGCAUCAG